GUUUCAUUGCAGAUCUGUUAUUUAUCAGCGACUUCGUCACGUAAUUCACAUACGAAAGCUGUUCACUGGGAUCAGUUGCGUAACGCAGACGCACUUAUUCUGACGUCGAUCUGUCGAUUCCCCGAACAUACUCCCGAUAAUUCGGUCUUCAACGUGUUCACGGUGAUGGCUGAUACGCUGAAAAAGAAUGGCUCAGUGCUGCUUCCAGUAUGCCCAACCGGUGUUCUCUACGAUCUUCUUGAAGUGCUAACGAAUCAAUUGGAACAACAGAAUAUUCCAAUGGACAUUCCCGUCUAUUUCAUUUCACCUGUAGCUGAAAGUUCAAUAGCAUUUUCAAACAUUUACGUUGAAUGGCUAUCGGAAGUGAAACAAAGUGAUGUUUAUGUACCUAAAGAACCGUUCACACAUGCAAAUUUGGUGCGAAGUGGACGUUUAAAAGUAUUCGAGUCGCUCGAUCGAGCUCUCUGUCAGCAAAUUAAAACGCCGUGUAUACUCUUCACUGGUCAUCCGUCGUUAAGGUUCGGUGAAGCGGUUCGUUUCUUGGAGUUAUGGGGUAACAAUGCUCGAAAUGCGAUCAUAAUGACAGGUAAGGUGAUUCAUUUCAUUUUC
Messenger RNA from Anisakis simplex (herring worm), 609 nucleotides. NCBI's taxonomy places the organism in Eukaryota, Metazoa, Nematoda, Chromadorea, Rhabditida, Anisakidae. The record is from the annotation of a GenBank genome assembly.